Molecule: messenger RNA, 388 nt
Organism: Arabidopsis thaliana (thale cress)
Lineage: Eukaryota; Viridiplantae; Streptophyta; Magnoliopsida; Brassicales; Brassicaceae
Exons: 3
Coding region: 24-260 (78 amino acids)
Source: RefSeq, marked reviewed
AACAAAACUAAAACAAGAGAAAAAUGCUUUCAAAGAUGAAGCUGGUGGUUCUCAUGUCGUUCUUGCUUCUGCUUCCAUUGUGUUCAUCGGGAUUUGGAGAGGGCCAUGGAGUUACUCACACCAACCAAUAUUCCUUAAACAAUCUUGAGGAGAGUAUCCCCACGAUCAUGGAUUAUCCAGAACCAGGCCCUAACCCAAUACAUGAUCCAACGAAACCCGGUUAUGGUCGUCCUCCGCCACCUCCACCAAAGAUGAACUAACAAUCAUGAUGAAGCAAAUAAAAAUGUGUAAUUAUGUUAAUCAUGCUCGCGCGGAGAACUAGUAUGCAUGUGAAGCAAAAAACUAUAUGCUAUGUACUAUCAAACUAAUCAAUGAAAUAAAUAAAAUG